UCACAUUUUAUUAUCGUGUAUCCUUGAAAGUGAUUUUGCAAAAGGCUAAAGUUUGGUUGGAUUGAUUCACACUUUUCCUGACACCUGAAUAAGUUAACCUUUAAAUUGCAGUCGACGGUAAAAUUUACAGGUUGCCUUCAUCAACAGCCUGAAAUUCUACAGGCUCGUUCAAUUUUCAGCAAAAAUUUGCUAGAAACAUCAACUGCAUUCCUUUCGGCGUGGCAUUCUCAAAAGCCCUGUACAAAAUGGAAGUCCUCAAAUUUAUAUUUACCAAUUAUUGUAAACAAGGUCAAUAAUGGGGCAAUUUGAAUUCUUCUUGUUUAAAACACUAGUUUUAAGUGUGAAACAAAUUCAGGAAAAUAGGCUCGAAACACAAAAUUUUAUUAAUUCAAAGUCAAUUUUUCACAUUAGGCUGAGAAGACCAGAUGAUUCAAGCCCCAGAUGGCUAUGGAAUUUUCAUUGCUGUCAACUUUACAUAACUGUUAAAUUUCGACAGCUAUCAAAUUUACAUAACUGAAAUAACUGGAGUUUACCAACUUUAAAAGUCUAAACAAGACACUGACCUCAUCCUGGUUACAAAUCUCAUUUUACAAAGCACCUCACCUUUUUAAAUGCAGAAGCCAGCACUACUGUAAAUAUACCAUUGAUCCGUUAACAAAUAACCUCAGAAUUCAGAGAGUCGAUGUACUCCGCGGGUGGGAUUGGACAGAGUGUUUGCGAAACUCGAAGAGAUUUUUUGAAGUUUGGUGAAUGUGUGUUGAGACAGGGUGAGCGCUUUUGUUACAUAAACCGAAGAUUUCCGCGCGUUGGCCAGAUCGGCUAGUAAUCGUCAGCAUGCCGCUGGUCUUAUACCUGAGAGUGUUGUGGCUCAGCGUCAUUACCUGGGGGAACUGUGAGAGACUGUUUCAUCGUCGCGACCACUCGGACAUCUCAUCUUCAGAAUACCGGGCACGUCCCAUUCUGAGCCAAACUGCAGCUGAGAAAUAUCUGCAUAAAUAUGGAUGGACAGAACAAAUAAAGUGGGAGAACAUCCAACGCCAGAAAACUGAGAACUUUGCAGGUGAGCAUCGCGCUCCUAGAGAUUUGUUGGAUCUUAUCAGGGAAGGCUCCUCAGCUUCCAAACAAUGGCAACAACGUCAAGCUGAGUCCACGAAAAACUCUGCCUAUAUUGAAGCUUUAAAACAGUUCCAGAAGGCCAAUGGGAUCCCCGUGACUGGAGAGCUAAACAAAGCCACCCAGGAAGCUAUGAACAAACCGCGAUGUGGGGUCCCAGAUAGAGUUGUGUCUGAAGAUAGCUUGAUGGAUAAUGAGACACAAGAUAUUCUCAACCAAGCCACUGAUUUCGAUAAAACAACUGAUAACAAGAGUGGUACCAACAUGACCGUAACCUCAAAGGUUCGCAAGAAGCGUUUUUUAGAGUUACUGCUUUUUCCCAGUCAACAGAAGGUGCCUGUUCGCCCUGACUUGUUUAAUAGAGUACCAGAAAUGGCCUUUUCUAAAGCAAAACUUACUUGGCGCCUGAUGGGAGAAGGUUAUAGCCACCAGCUCUCCAUCGAAGACCAGAAACAUGUGUUGAGAAUGGCUUUUAGGAUGUGGAGUGAAGUUAUUCCUUUACAGUUUGAAGAGAACAACAACUCUCCCGCAUCAAUGGUUGACAUCAAGCUUGGUUUUGGGACAGGUCGACAUAUGGGCUGCACACGAACAUUUGAUGGCAACGGGCAGGAAUUUGCUCACGCUUGGCAAUUUGGUGACAUUCAUUUUGAUGAUGAUGACCAUUUUACAACACCAAAUAAUGCAAAUGGAAUUAGCCUGCUGAAGGUGGCUGUCCAUGAACUAGGACAUGUACUGGGUUUACCUCACAUCUACAGAACUGGCUCAGUGAUGCAGCCCAGCUACAUUCCACAAAAUUCAAUGUUUGAGCUGGAUUGGCUUGAUAGGAAAGCUAUUCAGCAACUCUAUGGUGUAUGCAGAAGUCCUUUCGACACAGUGUUUGACUGGAUUCAUAGGGAGAAGAAUGAAUAUGGGGAGACAAUAAUUCAAUUUAACACAUAUUUCUUCAGAAAUGACUUGUAUUGGCUUUAUGAAAAUCGUAACAAUCGAACACGCUAUGGAGAUCCAAUUGCACUCUCAGUUGGAUGGCGAGGAAUCCCAAGUAAUGACAUUGAUGCUUUUGUACAUAUAUGGACAUGGACAAGAGAUGCCAUCUAUUUCUUCAAAGGUACCCAAUUUUGGAGAUAUGACAAUGAAAAUGAUCAAACAUACACAGAGGAUGCAGAAGGAAAGAAAUAUCCCAAAGUAAUCUCUGAAGGUUUUCCAGGUGUUCAAGGUCCAAUUGAUACUGCUUUUUAUGAUAAAAGAAAUCAAAACAUAUAUUUCUUCAAAGGUCCAAAUGUGGUCACUUUCAAUGUGAAUACUAAUCAGAUUAAUGGAUAUCCAAAAAGAAUUAUAGAUGUAUUUCCACCAGUUGUACAGAAUGAUCAUCCCAUUGAAAACGUGAAUGCUGUGUACUACUCAUAUCACUACAAGUCCAUAUUUUUCUUCAAAAGCAAUUUCUUUUGGAAAGUGGUCAGUGACCGGGAUAAAAAGCAGAACCCAUUAUUGCCACUAAAUGGACUAAUGCCUAUGAAAAAUAUAUCAGAUCAGUGGUUUGAUAUUUGCGAUGUCCAUUAUUCAAUGCUGAAUAAGAGUUAAAAUUGCUUUAGAAGUUUUCACAAAUUGGAAAAUUGCAAAAACAAAAGUGGUUAACGAUUGUAUGACAAUGGCUAUUCUGGAUCCAACUGUGUAAUUAGCCUGCUUUUUAUACUUAAUGGUCCAAGACAUUAUCCCAGGCAAAGGCAAAAUCAAGUGACUAGAAAUUAAAAGUCAAAACCAUCUGUAGUAAAGUUUGUGCUAGGCUGUUGGUAAUUCCACAGAUGUAAAGAUUUUUAUGUUUGCGAAAUCACAAUGCAUUAAGGCUGACAUAUUUAUACCAUGAAAAUUGUAGACAAAUGUAGUCAAACAGUACUUAAUUUGUUUUCCAUAUACAUACUACAUACAAAUAUUUUUUUCUAAUUCAAACUAUAUGACAUCUUCAACACCUGUUCCAGGUACAUAUUUGCUUGGUAUCAAUGUACACAACCUUUGAUUGACAGACUACAUGAUGGAUUGUUUUCAUACUUUAUUAAUAUAUUUUAUUUAAAAAUGUCACAUUGUAUUAGCUUGUGUCUACUGGAGCAGGAAAAACACAUUCUUCCAACAAAAUGAAUUUCUGAACAAACUCUGCAGAGCCCUCAUAUAUAGUUACCUGUCCUUAUUGAACAGGAAAGGUGAAAAAUUAUAAAAGUUACAAAAAAUUCAGAUCUUGUAACACUUUUGCAGUAAACUGUAAAUAAUAUAAUCAACCUCUUCAUUUAACUUCCAACAUUUCUAAUAUGGCUUGUGUUAUCCCAUGAAAGCUAGUAGACUUUCACUUUUAUAAAACAAGAGCUGACAGAUUCUGAGAUGGAUUCAUAAACAGCUGUUUUCACUGAAUAGCAUUCUCUAAUUCAGCCCAAAACACACUGGAAACUUCAUAGAAAAACAAGGGAAUAAAAUCUGACCUAAACAAAAAAAACUAUCAGAUUGUUCAUUUAGUACUAGUUAUCACACAGACACACUAGUCGCAGAUUCUGCACAUGCUUCCAUAUUUUUCAUUCUUCACACUUCUUGAAUUGACAGUACAUGAAGUAAUCUGUAAACUGAACCCUGACUUUUUUUUAAAAAGUUGCAUUCCAAUUUACCUGGAGAACACUGCACACAUUUUUAAAAGUAUAUACACAAUUAUAGUUACAAAUUUUACAUAUUGUUAGCAAAAAUCCUGCAAUGCCACUAUGUAAUAUACAAACUGUACAUCGUGAAAAGCAGACAUUUAUUGAAUUUUCUUUAUUAAAAUGCAAUCUGCUUGUGUAACUGUAGAUAUUUACCCUUCUGAGUGCAUGUUACCAUCUGUAACACCUUUUCUUUCUCCCCCAAUCAUUUGUAACAGCA
Molecule: messenger RNA, 4005 nt
Organism: Stegostoma tigrinum
Lineage: Eukaryota; Metazoa; Chordata; Chondrichthyes; Orectolobiformes; Stegostomatidae
Gene: mmp21
Product: matrix metallopeptidase 21
Exons: 7
Coding region: 835-2691 (618 amino acids)
Biological process (GO): extracellular matrix organization; collagen catabolic process; proteolysis
Cellular component (GO): extracellular matrix
Molecular function (GO): zinc ion binding; metalloendopeptidase activity
Source: RefSeq, a predicted model, not a curated record